This is a messenger RNA of Diabrotica virgifera virgifera (western corn rootworm), 14652 nucleotides long. RefSeq names its product extracellular serine/threonine protein CG31145. The transcript is spliced from 11 exons. The coding region runs from base 1 to 2481 and encodes 826 amino acids. Gene Ontology annotation, molecular function: protein serine/threonine kinase activity. The record is from RefSeq and is a predicted model, not a curated record. Gene Ontology annotation, biological process: protein phosphorylation. Gene Ontology annotation, cellular component: Golgi apparatus. NCBI's taxonomy places the organism in Eukaryota, Metazoa, Arthropoda, Insecta, Coleoptera, Chrysomelidae.
AUGCCCCCUUCUGGUCCCAAGAAAAAUCUGGAUAUUCGCAACUCCAGCAGGCUGCAAUGUUCAAAUCUUGCAGCCACUCCAAAUACAUUCCAACAGAACGCCGCAACGUUUCUGUCCACAAAAAAUCAUCAGUUAUCAACCAAUGGCUAUCCAAAGCCGGUACCAAAGAAGCAUACUCCUCAGAACUCUAUAAUUUUAGCCAGACGAUACAAGGCACAGUACGGUCUAGCAUCAAGCGAAGAAGAACUCCUCAAAGACCAAGAGGGAUACAUUUAUGAUCAGUAUAGUCCAAAAUUUGUAAGAAAAAUAUUAAGGAAAACUAAAUCUGAAGAAUCCGAGAAUCACCCUGUACAUAGAAAUUUAGAUCAAAAAAGUAAAAAAUCGUUUUUAAACGCGAUAUUUAAAAAGAUAGAUAACAAAAAUAAAAAAUCAGUUGUUAAGGAGUUCAGCGCUGGAAUUACACUAAACGAAAAUAAAAUUUCUUUGGUAGGAGAUACCUUAUCGCCUCGUUAUCAUGUUGAUAAGUCAAAACAAAUCGUACACACAAAUCCUAUUCAGUAUAAUGAAUUAACGUUAAGAAGACUGAGAGAUGUAGAUAAACAACUCGAAUUAGACGAUCUGCCAACUAAAACCAAAGAUUUUUCCAAAGAAACAACAGUACUCAGUGAUAAUUACCGCGUUAAAACAAAGUACUCUCCUCCGCCCGAGUACUGCAAGUCGAAAUUAGGUGACAAUUACACAACUCAGUCCGUCGCGUCAACAAAAACACAUUUCGCUGAAGUCAGUUCGGGUCUAUCGGACACUUUGCCGCGUGGUGUCUUCGCAAAAAUGUUACGCGGAGGACUUAAGUGGAAGGAACGAAUCGUCCUCGGGUUGUGCGUGGCCGUGGUGUUGUUUACGUUAGUGGUGGUAGUUGAUAUCCAAAUGGAUUUGGGGAUGUCGGGAAGGCCUUUGGUGGCGUCGCAUGGAAGAGUCAAAUAUGUCGUUGAAGACGGGCCUGAAAGUGUCUACGGCAGAUUCAGGAAUAGGCUAUUGCAGAAAACGCAUAGUGCCGCCGUAACUAGCGCAAACAUUUCCAAAGAGAGUCUUCCGAACGAAAUAUCUGGCCUUAAUGGACACAUCAAAGAUGGCGCCGUUUCUCACAACGAUGCCAUUCUCUCCAAUGACAAGCAAAAAGACGGCGAAAAACCUUCAGGUCAGCACCCGCACGACGAUUUCAGCGACAUUGUCGACUACAUCAUGCUGGACGAUGGCGAGCGGGCGAAAUUUCGAAAGGAGAUGGACAGGUCCUAUCCUAUCGUUCACCAACCGACAAAGGAGGGCAAGAGGAAGGUUAGGACCAUCGGUGAAAUGAAGAAGAUGGUUAUUGAAAAAAAUUCAACUACGUUAGAAAAAUUCCAUGCCCAAAUUUCUGAAGAUGCAUUGUAUCCUGCGGAUAGUCCAUUCGUUGAUCAACUACUUCAUGAAAUGGCUACAGAAGCAAUCGUCCAUGUUGACUUAGCUGAAUCAAGGUUGCAUACUUUUGUAAGAGACAUAUUUAAUGUUCAGAAAACUGGUGGAACGCAGCUGAAACUCAUAAUUGAUUUUGCCAAUAAUAUGGAAGCUCUCUUCAAACCAAUGAGAUUCCCGAGGGAACAACAGACUCUCCCCAAUCACUUCUAUUUCACGGAUUACGAGAGGCACAACGCUGAGAUUGCUGCAUUCCACUUAGACAGGCUCCUGGGCUUUCACCGCGCCAUGCCAGUAACUGGCCGACUACUUAACAUGACCACAGAACUAUAUCAAAAAUGUGAAGGAGAACUCCUCAACACCUUCUUCGUAUCCCCAAGUGACAACCUUUGUUUUCAUGGUAAAUGCUCGUACUACUGUGACACAUCGCAUGCCAUCUGUGGAAACCCUGAUACGUUGGAAGGGAGUUUCGCUGCCUUUUUGCCGUCCUCAAAAGUCGCUCCAACUAAGGUAUGGAGGCAUCCAUGGCGAAGAUCGUAUCAUAAACGGCGGAAAGCCCAGUGGGAGACCGACCCCAACUAUUGCCAACUUGUUAGAGAAAUACCACCCUACGAUAAGGGCAGAAGGUUGUACGAUUUAAUGGACAUGUCUGUUUUCGAUUUUCUCACUGGAAACAUGGAUAGACAUCACUACGAAACUUUCAAACUUUUUGGAAAUGAAACAUUUACCUUACAUUUGGAUCACGGAAGAGGGUUUGGCAAACCACACCAUGACGAACUGACCAUUUUAGCACCAGUGCUUCAAUGUUGCCUUCUUAGACAAUCUACACUGGAAACGUUAUUAAGAUUCCAAAACGGCCCUGUCAAGUUAAGCCAAGCUAUGCGCAUGAGCAUGAGCACCGAUCCUGUAGCUCCAAUUCUAUGGGAGCCCCAUCUAGAGGCUCUAGAUCGUAGGUUAGAAACUGUUCUAAGAGUUAUAAGAGACUGUUUACAAAAAGGUGAAAGCAUUUCGGGUAAUGAAAAUGAAACGUAGGAGUUAUUAUAUUUAAAUGAAAGAAAAUUACUAUGACUGAAGUUUCAAAAUAAUUGGGAUAUUUUCUAUGUUAGUUAUGAAUAUAUACAUACCUGUAUGUAUAUAUAACAUAAAUAUACAUAUAUGUAUAAUAUUUAUAUAACAUUAACAAAUAUAUGCUAUAUGAGUACUGAAUAUCUUGAUUAUUUUUAAAUAGACUUAUGAAAAAUUGAUAGCAACGGCUCCAUUUUAACAUUUGUUUUGACCAUUAAAUAGCUUUAAACAAAAAUUAGGAAAUAUUAAAUAAUUAAAUAAAAAAUCCGUUAUUGUAAAUUUAAUUAACAGACCUUGGGCCCACAUUGGUUCCUUUCCUGUCUUCUCAGGGAUUGUCAUUUAAACUAAUAUUGUCGUUAUUUUUACAAACACCUUCAGUCUAUCUCCUUUGCUGGUGUUUUAUCUCAUAGUUUACUCAAUGUUCUGAGACUUUAUUUUUAUAGAAUUUUAACAUUUAUUAUAUUCUCGCUAGCAAUAAGGUUCGAUAUAUAGAAAAAAACAAAGUGUGCCUAUGUUAUUUAUAGUAAAUCUUUCUUUCAUUUAUUUUAUUGAAAGUACAAUGUAAAUGGAGCAUUUCUAUUGAUUUUUCAUGCAUUUUGAAUAGACAUUUUGUAAUAUUGUAAGAUAUGUACAAAUUGUAAGUUCAGUUCCUACGUUUUUACUAUUAUUUAAAUUCAAAGCUAAUAAUAAAUUAAAUUUUAUUUGUAAGUAUCUUCCUAGUCUCUACACCAUAGUGAAAAUUUACUCGGAUUCGUAUAUUAUUUAAAUAUGUAUAAAGAUUUAUUAAAAUUCUCACCUAAGCAUAAGCAAAAGUUAAAAAUACCUAUCUUUAUUUGAAACUUACAUUAACCAAUUCUUCUUCUUAUUCAAAUGGUAAAAGUAGCCAUCGAUGAUAAAACUUUUAGACAUCUUGUAAUAUUUUAUUUAUCAUUAAAGUUUUCUAUAUAGGCCGAUAUUCGCCAAUAUUCAUUAUAUUUUGUGAAAAUACUAAUACAGAUCGAUUUUUAUUCCAAAGGAGACAUCUUUUGACGACAUUGAUACCUGUCAUUUUUCAACCCCCUCCCUUUCAGUACCACACACCCUUAACUUUAAAUAGAGAAUAUGUUAUGUGUGGUACACCAUUAGACAGGUUCUUCCCUGAAGAAUUCAUCCAUGAUUUCCCACCCCUAAAAAACUAACUGUAACGCCAAUGUUACCAAAUUUAAGUUUUUCUCGUCACGUCAAAAACUACCAUAAAACGAAGUUUGCAACAUUAAUAGGAAAGUUUAUUAAAUGCAAAAUAAAGUGUAAGUAAAUAAUAAAUUCAUAAUUCAAAACAGUUAACUCAUCAGCUACAAAUAUUUAAUACUCUGGGCUAAUUAGUAAAAUACAAGGAAAAGUUAUUUACCAGCAAUUUUAUUGCUGGAAUCGAAUCUUAUGAUUGUAUAUAUUCUUAAUAUAGGUAUGCAAAGUCCGCAGAAAGUGUGCUACUUUUUUAUAAACAAAAUGACGCCCGAAAAUCGUGUUUUUUCAAUUUUUGCUCUAUAACUCCAAAGAUUUUAACGUUACACCAAAAACACUCAAAUAAAAAUUCACCGUAACUAAAUUCUGCAUAGAGACGUGUUUUUCCCGAUUUACUUCGACGAAAAUUUUCCCCGGAAAAUGCAAUUACAAAUUAGCAGUGACUUCAUACCCCGAAUUUAAGCAUAUUUCUCUUAUGUAAAUAUGGUCGUGUUUCAAAUAAUGCAUGUGACAUAAUUCAGAUCAACUGUUUAGUUUUUAAACAAGCCAUAAGUUACUUAAUAUUGAUCGUGAAAAGAAAUAUUGGUUAAUGUACAGUUUUUUACUUAUUGAAAGCUACACAAACUGUUUGUAUGUGAUUAAGUGAAUCUCACAAAUAGUUACUUUUUAUAUACCAAUAUGUUAAACAUUUGUUUAGCCAAGGAGAAAUCAGUUAAAUUUAUUUAACACUAGAUACAAAUUGUUAAAGAUAUGUUUAAACUUUUUUAAUGUACGUAGCCAAAACCUUAGCACAACAAAAAAAAAGAGGAAAACUUUACUAUACUAGAGAAGAAAAGACUAAGAGCAAGCUUAGGACCACUAAAAAUAAAUAAAAAUGAUUUUAGACACAGAACGAAUCAUGAACUGAUAAAAUAAAUAAAAGAAGAUAUAGCUUGUAAAAUAAAACAGCAAAGAGCAAAAUGAUAUAUAUUAUGGGAAUCAGGACCAUGUACGUCAAUAUUCUCAAUAUUAGAAUGGACACCAGCUAGACGUGGUAGACCAAUAUUUAUCUAUAUUCUUAUUCUUCUUCUUGUAGUGCCUAUCCGUUUCGGAUGUUGGCGACCAUCAUGGCAAGAUGUAGUUUGCACACUGCUGAUCUACAGAGAUUUGUAGUUGUUGUGUUGAACCAUGUACAUAGAUUUUUCAGCCAGGAAAUCCUUCGCCUUCCUGGUCCUUGCUUUCCUUCUACUUUUCCUUGCAAGAUUAGUUGCAGCAGUCCAUAUAUUUCACUGUUCCUCAUGAUGUGAUCAUGAUAUUCAAUUUUGGCUUUUUUAUUGUGAUUAACAGCUCUUUUUCUUUUUGCAUUCUCAGCAAAACACCCUGGUUAGUAAUGUGGUCGGUAUAAGAUGUCUUCAGGAUUCGACGAUAAAGCCACAUUUCAAAAGCCUCAAUUUUCUUGCAGAUGGCGUCUGUGAGAGUCCAUGACUCAACUCCGUACAACAGUGUAGAAAAGAUAUAACAUCGUAGUAACCUGAUUUUUAUGGGUAUUGAGAAAUCAUGACAUUUGAAUAACUUUUAAAGCCAUUUUUGAAAUGCAGAUCUUGCUUUCUCUAUCGUACAUUUGAUUUCUAUGGAAUGGUCCCAAUUUUCAUUAACGUUCGUACCAAGGUAGCUGUAUGUUUUUACUCUUUCUAUUUGUUGACCGUUCACACUGAUUCGUCCAAAUUGCUGUUCAUUCUUAGAGAUCAUCGUACAUUUUGUUUUCUUAGUGCUUAGUGAAAGUCCGUAUCUCUGACUGACUUCUGCGAUUCUGUUCAUUAACUCCUAGAGGGCUUCAGAACUGUCAGCGAAUACCACCGUGUCGUCUGCUGCGUAUCUUAUAUUAUUGAUACGGUUAUUAGAAGUAAAAAAACAACCUCAACAGGUCGGGUGUAGGAUAAUAGAGAGAAAAAACGAGAGAUGGGUAACUGUGAAAAAAAAUAACUUAAAAAAUUAAAUAAAUAAAAUCACGACUGAUGUAUCACAUAAUAUAGAUCUAGAGAGCGGAAAUCUGCCUUAACUCACCUAGCAUCAAGUUUCCCAUAUGUUCUUUAUGCCGUUGACAAUAUAGCAUAAAUAUAAAAUAAAUAUUUUGUCUGAAGGUACAACUCUAGUUUUUCCACAAAAAGAUGUUAUGACUCUCAGGAUUAGAAAUUAGAGAUUAGAGAACAAUCACAAAGCAUCAUUACUUAUCGAAUAGAGUAUUAAUUUUAUGUAAUCGAAUGAAUUAUGUUCAUAAAUUAUUCAUAAAUUUAUUACAAAAAUUCACCUAUAACAUACUCUGAUUCCUGUUACAAACAGGCAAGCAGCUAGUAUUGCCAAAGUCACGUCUUUGAAUGAACGAAAUGACAAAAAACUAAGUGGUCAUUUGUCUAACAUAGCUCCUCUAGAUUCAGUGAAAUUGACGAUAAACUAUAGGUCCUAAACAUGUGUGUGUACACUUAAUAAUAUACACCACAUUACACGUAAACCCCAUUUGGGAGUUACGAUAAGAUAACGCCGUAAAUAGUACCACAAGAGAUUGGUUAGAUUUGUUAAAUUAGACAAUCAUUUUUGAGGCAUCCAGAUAUAUUCAUACACAAAAUUCUUGAUGCGUAUACAGACUAUCAUUAUAUUGAUUCGUUCAAUGGUAUACUAUAAAUUUUAUAUUCUGCAUAUCCGAAAACAUCCUAAAAAUAUCCUAGAAAAAUCUUAAAUAUGGAUACAAUUUCAAAAGUAGUCAAAGCUCAUCCGUUGGAGAACAAAUCUGUCUACAAAUCAAGUGUGGAAUCUAUUUUAGAACAAAAAAUAUUAAUAACCAAUGUGUAUAGCUCCAUAUUUAGAAUUCAAAUUGAAGAAUACCUUUUAAAGGGUACAUUCAACCAACUACAGGUUAACUAUACUUUCUCCUUGGCUGACAUUGUUUGCUUAUGUUUUAAAGUGUAUACUAUUGGUUUAUAUAUUAUCCAAAGAAAGUAAUGGUCAGACUGAUGUAUCUAGGACUCGAAAAUUAAAUGUAUGUAAUUGUUUAUUAAUGUAAUAAAACAACACCGUACUUAUAAUACCUUUUUUAAAAAAGAUUAAUUUUGAAAAAGAUGGUAAAUAAAAUGUAAUAAUAUAAUUAUUUUAUUAAUUACAUUAAUAUUAUAAUUGUAUUAUGAGUCUUAAAAUUGUAACAAUUUUUUUCAUAUAAUUGUCCCGAAGUAUUUUAGUGAUUUCUAAUAAUUUGGUAUUCAGAAGUCAAUAAAAGUUUUUAAAUCAAAAUUGAAAAAUGUUAACGAUAACAAUCAUAAAUUUUAGUCUGAAUAUUUUUUCUGAAUUUAGUAUCUUUGUUCUUAAUUUUGUAAAAUUGUCCGGUCAACAACAAUCCUAAUAAAUGAAUGGAUAUUUACUGCUUAUGUGAAAAAUAUUUUGUUUUUCAAAGAUUUUUAGUGAUGUUUCUUCAUUAUUAAGAAAUUUUAUGUAAAUCAUGUUGGAAUCUUAAAAGAAGGCAGGCCUCUUUUGAUAUAUGGACAAAAUGAGGAUAUGCACUAAUGUACUAUGUACUUCGAUUAGAAAAUAUUUUAAACAAUAGGCUUGCUUGUGGAAAAAUGUGAAAAGUCGUUGCUUUUGUAUGUGGUAUAAACACUUUAGUCUGAAUAUAUUAUUACGUUACUGAUUUUAAGUAUACAAUAUGGUGCAAAUGAAAGAAAUAAAUUCGUUAUUUCGUAAGCCUGCUAUUUGAACCAGGUCGAUUUUUAUUUUUAAAUUAUGUUUUUUUGACAUUACUUAUAUGUAUCAUCGUGGAUUUCGUACACUUCCAAUGAAGAUGUUCUUCAAAUGAUGAAUUCGGAACGUCUGCUCAUAAGCAUCAUAAAGAGGAGAAAAACAGAAUACUUCGGCCAUAUAAUUAGAGCAUAUUAUAGAGGACUAUAACUAUAUAAUUAGAGGACCUAAAUACCAUCUGCUUCUCCUUAUAAUACAAGGAAAAGUGGAGGGAAAGAGAUGGAUUGGUCGAAAGAAACUUUCAUGACUGCGUAAUAUUAGACAAUGGUGUGGCUGCACAGUAGAAGAAUUAUUUCGCGCAGCAGCCGAUAGAGAGAGAUUUUAAGAAAUUGUAAACAUGAUGACGGCCAACGUCUGAAUACAGACACGGCACCUAAAGAAGAAGAAGAUAUGUACUCGUGUCUGGCGUGAUGACGUAAUCGAUGAUUUUUUUUGUUUAAAUUUAAUCGAUGAUUUAAAUUAAUUGACAUAAACAAAAGAAUGUGUGUAAUUUAUUUAAUUCAAAAUAUAUUUUACUGCUGUCAGAAAACAGAAAAAAAUGUUUAUUUGACAAAUAGAUGUUGCUUUUCGCUUAAAUUAAAUGUUCAAUCCUCCACCCACUUACCUCUUGACAGUGUGUACAUUUAAUUUAGGCGAAAAGCAAUGUUUAUUUGCCAAAUAAACAUUUUUCUGUUUUGCCGUAGUAGUAAAAUGUAGAUUCAAUUAAUUAAAUUCAAUACAUUCUCACUUUUUGUGUCAAUUAAUGUAGUUAAAAAAAUUUGUUUGCACACCCGGUAGAAAUAAGUAUAUUAAUGUUUGUAUUACUAAAUAGAGAAUUAAAAUACCUCUCAAAUUAUCCAUCACACGAUCCCUAUUCUUAUUAACAAAAAUCAUCGAUUACGUCAUCAAGUCCAGAUGGAUGACAUCACUAGUAUGAUACCUAUAUACUAUGCCAAAUGAUCACAAUUUAAAAAUAAAAAUCGACCUGUUUCAGGAUUUUUCCCUAAAGUCGCCGGUUUACGAAAUAUUCCUUUCAUUUGGAUCAUACUGUAUGUUAAAAUAUUAACAUAAACGGGAAAUUGAAUCUUCUGUUUUAUUUCAAAAUACUUUUUUGUAACCAUACUUAUCAUAAGAUGUUGUUUUAAUACAUUAGUUAACUGUUUCUAGAAAAAAUAUCGAUAUUCUAGCUUUUUUAAAUGUUAAUUAUUAUUUAGUGUAAAAUCUAUAUCAUUAAGCCAAAGUUAUUUGUAAAAUAAUGUCCAGAAUAUACUUGUAUCUAUCCAAAUAUUGUUUUUAGAUUAUAUUCACAAGUGGUUUGUUAUUUUUCUUUAUUUUAACAGCUCCUUUGUAAAAACAUUUUUCCUCUUAUUUCUUUACUCUAUAUUUAUUGUAAUACCCAAUCGGAAGGCCUCGAAAACGAUGAAAUGAUAACUUACUGAAGGCACAUUGAAAAAACAGACAGUCAUUUCUACAAAAAAAGAAGAAGAAGAAGAAGAAGAAGAAGAAGAAGAAGAAGAAGAUAAUCGUAAUUAUAAUAAUUUUCGUUUGCGAUGACCUACCAUAUUUGUGUUGCAGGUUUUAUGAGUUAUAGUAUAUGGGUAUAUGAAUGCAAUUGUGUGGUUGUCGUAUUUCGUGGAAAAUCUUCCUAGAUUUUUGUUAUUUUCUAUGUUCCACUAUUAUAUUUCCACUUCUUUAACACCAUUUUUAAGAUAUAUUUAUUUAACAUAGCUAAAUAUUUAUUUUAGUAAAUAACUAGUACACGGUUUAUCCAUGAUAGAGAAUAUCCAUGAUAGAGAAUAAACAAGAAAGAACAUUUACUGACCCGGCCAGUCAGCAAUCACACUUUUGGCCAAGAAACGCAUGAGCGCCCAAAUAUUUGUAUUAUGUGUUAUUCUCUUGAUACUAAUCUACUGCAAUAUUCACGCAUUUAUUAUAAUAUUAUGAAAUACUGAAAAUAAGAUCUCAAAACAACUUCCUGUUAACUACUCCAACUUCCACUUAAAAACAAAAAAGAUUUCCGAACGGGAAUCGAACCCGACUCGCCUGGGUGAAAGCCAGCAGCCAGAUGUCCUAACUACUAAGCCAUUAUGGAUGUAAGUCACGGAGAUAAAUAUUUGACUUAUAAGUUGUAGAGUUUUUCCAUCUACUUUCAAAUUUUAUCUUUCCUUGCCUAAAAGCCCCGGUUAAGGGCUAAGUGAUACAUCAUUUGUUAGUAAGCUUUGGAACACCUAACUAAAUUAAAAAACAGCCAUGCUAAAAUGAUCCGGUCAAAUUUGACACUAUCUCCCGGGCUACCAUCUAUCUUUCUAUAAGUUCAUCAUGUUUUAUUUUUUUUUAAUUCUGUAGUCAGGUUGGUGAUAUUAUUUAUGUAUCGAAGAUUUGAAAUGACCUUAGAGUCCAAGACUAUUCCAAGAUUUUUAACAUCUCUAGCUAACAUUAAUAAUAACCUGAGAUGACUUAAUCUAAUAAACUUUCAGUGAAAGCAAUUAGUUUGGGUACCGUUAGCAUUUUAGCAUCAUAUCUCUAUUAGUUUAGUGCAUAGCGCAUCUGAAUGGACAUUGUACCAGGAAAUUUGCUCUUGAUAACAGUAAAGGUAUUAUCUGCCCAUCUUUGUACCCUUAUUCUGAAGUGUCUCACGAAUGUGAUUAUGCAAAAAAAUCUCAUGGGAAUAUUUUUCCAACGAAGCCGCCGUUUUCGCCUUGUUUAACUGGCAAAUCCGUCUCUGUCCAAUGCGGCUGUAAGCAAAGAUGCUGAAUGAAAACAGUCCUGUCUCUGAUAUUUUUAAUCCAUGAAAUCUGGCGCCUAUCGGGACCCCUUUUUCCUUCAAACUAAAGCUUAAAUUUAAUAAAAAUGUUUAAAUUUUGGCUUAAGCUGUUAAAAUAAGGAAGAAAUUAAAACUUCGAUUAGCUAUAUAAUUAAAUGUGGGUUGUAUAUAUACAUAAUUAUAUAAAAUUAUAUUUUUGAUUUUAUAUUAUAAAAUUAUACCUACGUGAUACUUAUAGUGUGUGAUAUAUAUAAGCUACGCAAACUCAAAGUUAAACAAUGUAAGACAUGAAUAUUUAAUGAAGAUCUAAUUGUACUGUAAUAUAGCUCUGAACUUUUUAGUAAAAAUUCAUGCUUUAUAAAACUGUUUGAUGAAUUUAAACAAGGGAGCUUUUACUCUAUUCAUACUUACAUUUUACGUAUCAAUAAAAUCUUUUUGUGGGAAAAUUAAAGAACAUUAUCACUUAAAUAUUGAGCGAGUACAUUACCGUUUUAAAAUCAAUUAUACGUCUACAGGGUGUUUCAUUAAGAAUUGUCCAUAUCGUAACUGGAGAAACCUUCUUCUUCUUCUUCUACGGCACUACAGCCCAAAUUGAGCCUUGGCCUCCUUUAUUUUUUGCCUCCACCCUUGCCUGUCUGUGGCUGCUCUUCUUCAUACACGGACUCCUAAAAGGGCUUGUGCGUCGCUGUUUACUGUGUCUUCCCACCGCUUUCGUGGCUUCCCAACCGGUCUCUUUCCUUGCAUUCUAGCAUUCAGUGCUCGUUUUGGUAGCCUAUCCUCUCCCAUUCUUAUCACAUGUCCGGCCCAUUGCAAUCUUUGUAAUCUAAUGAAGUCUGACAGGGGCGUUUCCUUAUAAAGUUGAUAAAGCUCGUUGUUGUAUCGACUUCUGAAGAUUCCGUUUUCCCUCACAGGUCCUAGUAUUCUCCUAAGUACUUUCCUUUCGAAUGUGUCGAGUUUGUUUUUGGAUGUUUCUUUCAGCACCCAGACUUCACUGCUAUAGCAUGUUAUUGGUCGAAUUAAGGUUUUAUAGAUUCUCAUCUUUGUAUUUCGGUGGACACUUUUUGACCGAAAUAUAUGGGAGAGGGCAAAAUAAGCUCUGUUUGCCUGCGUUAUUCUCUUCCUUAUUUCUCCAUCUUCUGAUCCGUCGGCAUAUAUUUCUACUCCCAGGUAUGUAAACUUUUCAACCGUUUCAAUGUCAUUUUCAUGUAUAAUGUUUUCUGGGACUAUAUUUCUUUUCGUCUGAGUCAUUAUUUUUGUUUUUUCUGUGUUAAUUUCCAGACCUAGCAUUUUUGUUUGUGUUUUUAACUCUGCAUAUGUUUCCUGUGCUCCUGUUGAUGUUCUACUCAUAAUAUUAAUAUCAUCAGCAUAAGCGGCCAGUUGAACCGUUCGGUUGGUCAGUAGAUUUCCUCGUCCAGUUUGCAUUUGCCUAACCGCAUACUCCAGUGCCAGGUUAAACAAUGUUGGGGCCAGCCCAUCUCCCUGUUUUAGUCCCUGCGAAAUGUUAAAAAAGUCUGUCCGGUGGUUUUGUAUUCGUACACAUGCCUGAGUUUCAUCCAUUGUGGCUUUAAUGAGUCUUAUUAACUUGUGUGGUAUUGCCAAUUCAGCCAAUAUAUAGUAUAGUUUGUUUCUUUUGACUGAGUCGUAUGCCUGUUUGAAGUCUACAAACACGUUGUGAACAUCAAUAUCGUGUUGCCAUGCUUUGCUCAAGAUCUGUUUUACUGUGAAUAUUUGAUCCAAUGUCGAUCUUCCCCGUCGGAAGCCCGUCUGAUACUCUCCAAUAAUAUUUUCUGCUAGUGGUUGGAGCCGCUGGUUUAUAAUAUACGUGAGGACUUUAUAUGCUGUACAUAGUAGAGAGAUUCCACGGUAGUUUUUGCACUGGAGUUUGUCUCCUUUUUUAUAGAUCGGGCAUACUAUACUUUUCUUCCAGUCGUCGGGUAUUUUCUCUUCUUGCCAUACGUCUCUGAUGAGCGCGUGGAUGUGACUUGCUAGGUGGUCGCCACCUACCUUAUAUAGUUCUGCUGGUAUUUCAUCAACUCCCGGAGCUUUAUUGUUUUUCUGAGCCUUAAUGGCUUCGAAAACUUCCUCUAUGGUUGGAGCUUCUACUCCAUUCUCUUCUACGUAGAUCAUACCCAUUUCAUCUUCCAUGUCUACUUGAGUUCCAAGUAGUGUCUGAAAAUAAGGCUUCCAGGUUUCUGUGACUUUCUGUUGGUCACUGAUUAUUUGCCCACUUUCAUCUUUACAUAGACUUGUUUGAGGUUUAUACCCACUUUUUAUCUUUUUUAUGUAUUCGUAAGCCCCUCUAAUUUCGUUGUUUUUGAAAUGUUCUUCCAUUUUUUCUAUUUGUCCAUUUUCAUAGGCUCUCUUUUUAUUUCUACAUGUCUCGUCUGCUUUCCGUCUUGAGACUUCAAAUAAUGUUCGUCUUUCCCGUGUUCUUCUUGUUAUGUACAUUUUGUGUGCUUCAUUUCUUUCCUCGAUUGCUUGUCUGCACUCGUCAUCAAACCAUGCUGCUCUUCUCUCCUUUUUCUUGUUUCCCAGGGUGGACGCUGCUGCUGUCAGUAGUGCUGUUUUGAUAUUAGUCCAUUUGCCCUCUAUGGAGUGCAGUUCUAGCGUCCUUAACUCAUUUGCGACUUCUUGUUCGAACUUCUCUUUACAUUCCUGAAUCUUCAGUUUUUACAGGUCCAGUUUGUUUGUUCUUUGUUGUUUUUCGUUUCUUUUGCUGUUAACUCUGCAUCUAAAUUUGGUUUGUACUAAAAGAUGGUCUGAUCCACAGCAUGCUCCUCGUCGUGUUCUCACAUCGGAGAUACUACUGGAGAAACCUUAGCAAACACAAAAUACGAAGAUUCAACACAAAACACUUAAAUAAAAUAUUUUUUUUGCCGAGAUAAAAAGUGUUAUAAUACAAAUAUUCUAAAAUUAUUUUAGCCCAUUAUUUUAACACCUAAUAUUAUUUUUUCAAACUUGAUAAACAGUUUACACAUGUUAGGAUACUCUAACUAGUGUUAAAAUAUGGUUUUCUGCUAUUACCAGAGGCGUGCUGUAGGGAUAUAUACUUCAUUUUCGCCACUUUUCACCCUCACAAUCUACGUCACUGUCGUAAUAAUGAUUUCAGCAUGAUUUUUUUAUUCCGUGUUACUUUUUACAUAAAUAUCAUCCUUUUGUUUCAUUGCGAUAAAGUAAGUAGUUUUCAAGUUAUUUGCGUUUAAAGAUAAUGGAUUCCAUAAGACUAUGUAUUUUAAACUACAUUCAAUACACACUUUUGGCCAAGAAACGCAUGAGCGCCCAAAUAUUUGUAUUAUGUGUUAUUCUCUUGAUACUAAUCUACUGCAAUAUUCACGCAUUUAUUAUAAUAUUAUGAAAUACUGAAAAUAAGAUCUCAAAACAACUUCCUGUUAACUACUCCAACUUCCACUUAAAAACAAAAAAGAUUUCCGAACGGGAAUCGAACCCGACUCGCCUGGGUGAAAGCCAGCAGCCAGAUGUCCUAACUACUAAGCCAUUAUGGAUGUAAGUCACGGAGAUAAAUAUUUGACUUAUAAGUUGUAGAGUUUUUCCAUCUACUUUCAAAUUUUAUCUUUCCUUGCCUAAAAGCCCCGGUUAAGGGCUAAGUGAUACAUCAUUUGUUAGUAAGCUUUGGAACACCUAACUAAAUUAAAAAACAGCCAUGCUAAAAUGAUCCGGUCAAAUUUGACACUAUCUCCCGGGCUACCAUCUAUCUUUCUAUAAGUUCAUCAUGUUUUAUUUUUUUUUAAUUCUGUAGUCAGGUUGGUGAUAUUAUUUAUGUAUCGAAGAUUUGAAAUGACCUUAGAGUCCAAGACUAUUCCAAGAUUUUUAACAUCUCUAGCUAACAUUAAUAAUAACCUGAGAUGACUUAAUCUAAUAAACUUUCAGUGAAAGCAAUUAGUUUGGGUACCGUUAGCAUUUUAGCAUCAUAUCUCUAUUAGUUUAGUGCAUAGCGCAUCUGAAUGGACAUUGUACCAGGAAAUUUGCUCUUGAUAACAGUAAAGGUAUUAUCUGCCCAUCUUUGUACCCUUAUUCUGAAGUGUCUCACGAAUGUGAUUAUGCAAAAAAAUCUCAUGGGAAUAUUUUUCCAACGAAGCCGCCGUUUUCGCCUUGUUUAACUGGCAAAUCCGUCUCUGUCCAAUGCGGCUGUAAGCAAAGAUGCUGAAUGAAAACAGUCCUGUCUCUGAUAUUUUUAAUCCAUGAAAUCUGGCGCCUAUCGGGACCCCUUUUUCCUUCAAACUAAAGCUUAAAUUUAAUAAAAAUGUUUAAAUUUUGGCUUAAGCUGUUAAAAUAAGGAAGAAAUUAAAACUUCGAUUAGCUAUAUAAUUAAAUGUGGGUUGUAUAUAUACAUAAUUAUAUAAAAUUAUAUUUUUGAUUUUAUAUUAUAAAAUUAUACCUACGUGAUACUUAUA